AGUGGCCCGGCUGGGCGGCACUUGGGCCGGUGGAAGCAGCGUCGCCCGUGUGGAAGCGAGCGGAGCCGGGGCUUCAUUGUCACUGUCGAGCGCCUGGAGCGACCGUGCGGAGGGGCUCAGCCUUCACCACUCUGCCGUUCUAUGUCCUACUGACACGCACCGUCAGUCACCUUUGCAGAAUUUAUUCACUUUCGUCGUCGAGGGGAUAUUAGAGUCCCGAAGGAGGCAAGACCAUGACGGCCGUCGAGAGUCAAGUGCAGUACACGACCACGUACGUGACGACCACCACGGAGGAGUACAUGACCCAGGAGGAUGACUGGGACCGCGACCUGCUGCUGGACCCUGCCUGGGAGAAGCAGCAGAGGAAGACCUUCACCGCCUGGUGUAACUCUCACCUGCGGAAGGCCGGCACGCAGAUCGAGAACAUCGAGGAGGACUUCAGAAACGGCCUCAAGCUCAUGCUUCUUCUGGAGGUUAUCUCAGGUGAGAGGCUCCCCAAGCCCGACAAAGGCAAGAUGCGCUUCCACAAGAUCGCCAACGUGAACAAGGCCCUGGACUUCAUCGCCAGCAAGGGGGUCAAGCUGGUGUCCAUCGGCGCUGAGGAAAUCGUGGACGGCAAUGUGAAGAUGACACUGGGGAUGAUCUGGACAAUCAUUCUGCGUUUCGCCAUCCAGGACAUCUCUGUUGAGGAAACGUCCGCCAAGGAAGGGUUGCUCCUGUGGUGCCAAAGGAAGACCGCUCCUUACAGGAACGUGAACGUUCAGAACUUCCACAUUAGCUGGAAGGAUGGACUGGCCCUGUGUGCCCUCAUCCACAGACACAGACCCGACCUCAUCGACUACUCCAAACUGCGAAAGGAUGACCCCAUUGGCAACCUCAACACUGCUUUUGAAGUUGCUGAAAAGUUCCUUGAUAUCCCCAAGAUGUUGGAUGCUGAAGACAUUGUUAACACACCAAAGCCCGAUGAGAAGGCCAUCAUGACCUACGUGUCCUGCUUCUACCAUGCCUUUGCUGGAGCAGAGCAAGCUGAGACGGCAGCUAACAGGAUCUGCAAAGUGCUGGCCGUGAACCAAGAGAAUGAGAGGCUGAUGGAGGAGUAUGAGAAACUGGCCAGCGAGCUGCUGGAGUGGAUCCGCCGCACCAUCCCCUGGCUGGAAAACCGCGUGGCGGAGCAGACCAUGCGUGCCAUGCAGCAGAAGCUGGAGGACUUCAGGGACUACCGCCGUGUCCACAAGCCCCCACGUGUGCAGGAGAAAUGUCAACUGGAGAUCAACUUCAACACCCUGCAGACCAAGCUAAGGCUCAGCAACAGGCCUGCUUUCAUGCCCUCAGAGGGCAAGAUGGUCUCGGAUAUUGCCAAUGCCUGGAAAGGUUUGGAGCAAGUUGAAAAGGGCUACGAGGAAUGGCUGUUGACAGAGAUUCGCCGCCUGGAGAGGCUGGAUCACCUAGCUGAGAAGUUCAAGCAGAAGUGUAACCUGCACGAGGCCUGGACUGCAGGGAAAGAGGACCUGCUGACACAGAAGGACUAUGAGUCAGCCUCCCUUAUGGAGAUUCGUGCCCUUAUGAGGAAACAUGAAGCUUUUGAAAGUGACCUGGCUGCCCAUCAAGACAGAGUGGAACAGAUUGCUGCCAUUGCCCAGGAACUGAAUGAGCUGGAUUACCACGAUGCUGCCACUAUCAACGCUCGCUGCCAGGGCAUCUGUGACCAGUGGGACAACCUUGGCACUUUGACCCAGAAAAGGAGAGAUGCACUGGAGCGUGUGGAGAAGCUGUGGGAGACCAUUGACCAGCUGUACCUAGAGUUUGCCAAGAGAGCAGCGCCUUUCAACAACUGGAUGGAUGGAGCCACUGAGGAUCUGCAAGACAUGUUCAUUGUGCACAGCAUUGAGGAGAUCCAGAGCUUGAUCACAGCUCAUGACCAGUUCAAAGCAACUCUACCUGAAGCUGACAAAGAACGCAUGGCUACCAUGGGGAUUCAGAAUGAGAUCCUGAAGAUCGCUCAGACAUAUGGCAUCAAGCUGUCUGGCAUCAACCCAUAUACCAACCUCUCCCCUCAAGACAUUACCAACAAGUGGGAGACCGUGAAGCACCUUGUUCCCCUCAGAGACCAAAUGUUGCAGGAAGAGCUGGCGAGACAGCAGGCCAAUGAAAGACUUAGGCGUCAGUUUGCAGCUCAGGCUAACAUCAUAGGACCCUGGAUUCAAACCAAGAUGGAGGAAAUUGGACAUGUCUCAGUGGAUAUUUCAGGGUCUCUGGAGGAACAGAUGAACAACCUGAAGCAGUACGAGCAAAAUAUCAUCAACUACAAGUCCAAUAUUGACAAGCUGGAGGGAGACCACCAGCUCAUCCAGGAAGCCCUGAUCUUCGACAACAAGCACACCAACUACACCAUGGAGCACAUCCGUGUGGGCUGGGAACAGCUUCUUACCACCAUCGCCCGCACCAUCAAUGAGGUUGAGAACCAGAUCCUGACCAGAGAUGCCAAGGGAAUCAGUCAGGAGCAGCUGAAUGAAUUUAGGGCCUCCUUCAACCACUUUGACAGGAAGAGGAAUGGCAUGAUGGACCCUGACGACUUCCGUGCCUGUCUGAUCUCAAUGGGCUACGAUCUUGGUGAGGUGGAGUUUGCUCGCAUCAUGACGCUUGUGGAUCCCAACAACACAGGCGUCGUCACCUUCCAGGCUUUUAUUGAUUUCAUGACCCGCGAGACUGCCGAGACCGAUACCGCUGAACAAGUCAUGGCCUCCUUCAAGAUCCUUGCCUCUGACAAGCCAUACAUCACAGUGGACGAGCUGCGCAGAGAGCUUCCCCCAGAGCAGGCCGAGUACUGCAUUACCCGCAUGACCAAGUACAUCGGAACCGACAUCCCUCCCGGUGCCCUGGACUACAUCUCAUUCUCCAGCGCCCUUUACGGAGAGAGCGACUUGUAAACAGUCCCCGCUCUCCACAAGCUCCCUUAUCUUCACCCCCUCUUACCCACCACUCCCUGUUCCCCAGAACCCUGCAUCUCCCAGCCCUGAAACCUGCCCCAGGGGAGUGGGAGGCUUUGCUCAAGCAGCACCUCUUCAGGUGGUUGUAUUGUCUGUUUAGCCUUUGAAUGUGAGGAUACAGCUCAGCAGUUUUACUAGCAUUAACAACAUGACAUUGAUUUCUCACACAUUGACCUGGCUGUCCAACGUGACAUCUCUCCAGCCUGCCAACACUGGACAACUGGGUCUCUUUCUGGCUACAACAGACUCUGCAACCACACGGAGGCAAAUCUCUUGUUUUGACAGGGAUUUAAUGAGCAAAGUCACCCCCUGUGCCUGUGCUCAAGUGCUUUGAGUAAAAUAGCUCCUCUUGAAAACCAAGUUAUUCUUACAGAUUUCUGCUGUGAUUAUUGUAGAAGCACUGUCCAUAUGAGCAUUCAUCUCCCACAGUUACACCAUAUUAUCGUGUAGUAAAGGUCCUCUGUGCCUCUUGGCCCAAUGGUUUAGAUCCAGUUUACAACCAGAUCCUCCUCCUAAGGGAAUCCCAAAAAAAAAAAUUUACCUGUAUAAACUCAUUGUAAACCAUUACCACUUUCCCCGGUUUUGCUGGAAUCCCAGUGUGCAUGUGUAUUAUGUAUUGCUUGAGGGCAGCGAUAAGAACGGAAUUCUUAUGUUACACAAGAAAUGAUGACACAUCGAAAGGAAAAGGCUGAAUUCAAUGUACUAUAUGGAUAUGAACCAUAUACUCUAUAGUGUCGCCAUGAACAAAGUGUAGCCUGGACGUCCCCAUGUGAAGAAGUGAUCCAGUAUUUCAUUGAAAAAGGGACAGGAUGUCUUUGACAGAAAAAAACAUCUGGGCCUUUACUCCCUGGUGGCCUACAGGCUUCCUGAAGUUACACUGCCAACUUCCUGCUGUCCCUUCAUGUGUUGUGUUAUAGAAAAUAGUAGAAAGGAGGAAAUCACAUCAGGUAUAUUGAUGUGCAAGUCAGGAUGAAACAAAUUAGGUAUGUGAAAAUCUCCUGGAUGCAAUUAACAUGGUUCCAUCAGCUAGAAGCCUGUUGAUGUAAAAUUCGGAGUGGAGAAUCGCACAAUAAAGUCAGAGCAUUUGGGCAAUGUGAA
Molecule: messenger RNA, 4085 nt
Organism: Scleropages formosus (Asian bonytongue)
Lineage: Eukaryota; Metazoa; Chordata; Actinopteri; Osteoglossiformes; Osteoglossidae
Product: alpha-actinin-3
Exons: 21
Coding region: 234-2927 (897 amino acids)
Molecular function (GO): calcium ion binding; protein binding
Source: RefSeq, a predicted model, not a curated record